AUGAAGUUGUCAUCAAUUGAAGGUAGCUCAAGGAACGUGUUUCAAGAUCAAAAGAACGAGUUUUCUGAUGAUAGCCAUGUUCGACAGUCUAGUUUUAUAGCCGAUAUAGCUUUAGAUUCUUCAAAACCUAGUAACCAAGAACAUGGCCGAUUGAUAAUGCUUCAUAGUGAUGAGAAUAGAGACACUUCGCCGACAGUUCAUGAAAUGUCAACAAUCUGCAAUAGUUGGCAGAAUGGGGCAGCCGCCGCUUCAACUUCUAUUUCUUCACAGUUUAAUCAACAAAAUAAAGGCGUACUAACGACACUCAGUGUUGAUCAAGCCCAAACAAGCACAACCACAUCAUUGGUGGCUAGUGAAGUAUCCGCAAAAUUUAUUGGCAAUGAUAGUGAUCAAAAUCGGCAGCUUGAUUCGUCGGCUGAUUCUGUUUCUCUUGAGCAACUAGAUCAAGACCGUUUGAAGACACAAGAGGAGGAACGGGCUAAUAUGGGCAAUACCAAGUUGCCGGAAGUGAAGAGUGUCUCAGAAAAGGUGGUUGGUUGCAAUGAAGAGCAAAAUUGGCAGACCGAUUCUAGUAGCUGUCAACUUCAACGAACGAUUGCUUCUUCACAAGCCAAAAGAUGCUCCAAUACUGCAUGGAUUUAUGACAAGCGAGGUUCCACAAGUUCCAACAAUAAAAGCCGUAAAGAUAAGUCCACGCUUCAUUCUUUUUGUCACGCCGAUAGAGCCAAGUCUUGUGUUGAUGCCGAAUCCGAUGAGAAUCAAGAGGAGAGAUACAUUGCUUGGCUGGAUUAUAGUGCAGCUGUAGAAUGGAAGUUUGAGUUAACCGCUGAUCAGAGAUUCCUAAAAUCAUUAGUUAGUCAAGAGGAAAGGCGUUGCACUCGAGCUUAUGCUAAAAUUUUUGGGUCUACACCAAAGAGGAUUAGAGCAUUUUAUGUUGAAAAGAUAGUGGCCAAAAAGGAUGAUGAUAUGAAGCCAAAGGUUGAUGCGAAUAGCGAUGGCAACAAGGAUAAUCAUUUAAAGGAGGAUGACAUGUUGGAAAAGGGUCAAGCGCAGCUGAAAUUUGUUAAGCCGAUUGAAGAGCAACAGAUUCAAUCACAGUUAAAAGAUGAUCAGUUGGUUCAUGCGACAUUAAGUGAGACCAAUUUGGCAUCAACAAUCAACAAAGAAAAGAGCUGCAAGCAGACCGGUUCAAAUACAGUUAGUGGUUCUGCCAUCUCUUGCCCAGUUUUCAUACAGUUUGGCAGUCAACCUGAGGUAAGAUGCGACCAGCCAAUUACUUUUCUAUUGAUUUUGCAAGGUCAAGAUUUGUUAGUAGUGACUGUCAAGGAAGGUGCCAAGGAAAAUGGUUCUGAUAUAGUCAGUAGUGCUACCACAACAAAUCCAGUUCUUAAGAAGUUUAACUACCAAUUUGAGGUGCGGCACGAGAGGGUGACUACUUCUUCAUUGAAUUUUCAAUGCCGACACUUAUCAAUCGUUACAAAGGAGGUCAAGAACAAAGGUGCCGUUCCUGAUGUUAAAGUUCAAGAUGUCGAGAAGCAAAAAGUGAGCAGUGCUUUUAGUUCUCCUACUUCGAAUGGCUGA
Molecule: messenger RNA, 1581 nt
Organism: Oldenlandia corymbosa var. corymbosa
Lineage: Eukaryota; Viridiplantae; Streptophyta; Magnoliopsida; Gentianales; Rubiaceae
Source: the annotation of a GenBank genome assembly